UGUGUGUGUGUGUGUGUGUUAUAUGUUUGUUAUAUGUGUGUUAUGGACAAAGGAUGUGGUGUCUUCUAACAACUCGGACGGGGAUCAGCGUGUGCUUGGCGCGACCGUUUGCUGGACCCAUGUUUCUACCCUGUAAACAGGUCAGUUUGCAAGCUGGCACCGGCCCCGGUCCCGUGCCUCUGCCUCCGCCUUGACGCCGCUCCGCUCGGGUCGUAUCCCCCGUGCUCUCAUUCCACCGGAGCCACUCCAUCCCCGACGCCCGCAUCCACCUGCCCCUCACUCCCUCACUCCCUCACUCCCUCCGUCCGUCCUUCCGUCCCGCGACCGUGGGAAUAAGACGCCGUUGAAAACCAGCAACAUGGCCAGCAGCUUCUCCAGGAUCCUGUCCUCCAGGCGACACCUCGGGGUCCUGUCGCUGGUGGGCGGCUCCGUCACGGCCGGAUUCCUGCUGCACCGGGACCAUGUCACCGCCGGGACGCCCGUCCGCAGGAUGUACCCCGCCAGUGCGGAGUACCCUGACCUGCGCCAACACAACAACUGCAUGGCCAGUCACCUGACUCCCGCCAUCUAUGCCAAGCUGUGUGAUAAGGCCACUCCCAACGGCUACACGCUGGACCAGGCCAUCCAGACGGGCGUGGACAACCCCGGGCACCCCUUCAUCAAGACCGUCGGCAUGGUGGCCGGAGACGAGGAGUCCUACGAGGUAUUUGCAGACCUGCUGGACCCGGUCAUCAAGGAGAGGCACAAUGGCUACGACCCCAGCACCAUGAAGCACCCCACCGACCUGGAUGCCAGCAAGGUCCAGUCGGGCCAAUUUGACGAGCGCUACGUGCUGUCCUCCAGGGUGAGGACGGGCCGCAGCAUCCGGGGUCUGAGCCUGCCCCCCGCCUGCACCCGGGCAGAGCGCAGGGAGGUGGAGAGGGUGGUGGUGGACGCCCUGUCUGGUCUGAAAGACGACCUGACUGGCAGAUACUUCAGUCUCACCCAGAUGACAGACAAGGAGCAGCAGUGUCUCAUUGAUGACCACUUCCUGUUUGACAAGCCUGUGUCACCCCUCCUGACGUGUGCAGGCAUGGCUCGUGACUGGCCAGAUGCCCGUGGUAUUUGGCACAACAAUGAGAAGACAUUUCUGAUCUGGGUCAACGAGGAGGACCACACCAGGGUCAUCUCCAUGGAGAAGGGAGGCAACAUGAAGAGAGUCUUUGAGAGGUUCUGCCGAGGCCUCAAGGAGGUGGAGCGUCUGAUCCAGGAGAGAGGCUGGGAGUUCAUGUGGAACGAGAGGCUCGGCUACGUCCUCACCUGCCCCUCUAACCUGGGCACAGGCCUCAGGGCCGGGGUCCAUGUCAAACUGCCCCUGCUGAGCAAGGAUCCGCGCCUGAAUAAGAUCCUGGACAACCUGCGUCUGCAGAAGCGAGGGACGGGUGGUGUCGACACCGCUGCUGUGGGCGGCGUGUUCGACAUCUCCAACCUGGACCGCCUGGGACACUCUGAGGUCCAGUUGGUGCAGACAGUGGUCGAUGGCGUCAACUACUUAAUCGAGUGCGAGAAGAGACUGGAGAGGGGCCAGGACAUCAAGGUGCCCCCACCGCCCAAGCAGUUCAAGUAGACACCGACUAAUCCCUGACCUCCGCUCAAAACCCUCUGGGCACAAACCACGCUAUUCUGUGCCCAUAGAUAUCAUAAAUAUCUAUGUCAUCGCCUCAUUUACUACUACUUAUCUAAUCAACCCUACAACCUUCCCCACUUCCUCUCUAUGAUAUAAGCUGCAUAUAUUAUACACAGCUACCUGAUCAAACCCAGCCAGGGUCCCGCAGUACUGCAAUGGGCUUAAGUGGGUUAUUGGUGCAUUUGAAGGGUUUUGAACUCAAAACUCAGUUCAAAUGGCAGCGAAUGUUAAUGAAGGAUGCGCAAACUGUAGGCUGUUGUAACGGAUCAAAGACGGCCGCCAGUUUGCUCGUCUCUGCAUGGCCGAACAGAAUCUGUGGCUCUGCUUCCUCAGCCCACCACACCUGGCUUUACCCUGCAGCAUGUCCUAUACUCAGCCCGUCUCUGUUGCCUCCCUCCCUCCCUGUCCCCGUUAGUUGAUCGGUCAUGUCUAUUAUCUGGUGCUUGUAUAGUCCAUCCAUUGUUGAUUGUGCAUACAUACAUAGUGUCUUUUAACCAUUUUGAGUGGGUUUGAAUGUAGAUUAACAGUGUGAGACUGAAGAGACUUGCGGAUUUGACUGUUCGAUGACACACCGGUGUCGGACUGUAAUGUAACACACAGUGGCCGGGGCUAGGUUCUGUACUGUAAACUACUGAAGCAAUAUCAUUCCAGCGCAUUACUGAAUGUCACACUGUAAUGUCUUUUAUUAAAGCAAUCAUCUAUUUAACAGUA
Molecule: messenger RNA, 2377 nt
Organism: Scophthalmus maximus (turbot)
Lineage: Eukaryota; Metazoa; Chordata; Actinopteri; Pleuronectiformes; Scophthalmidae
Gene: ckmt1
Product: creatine kinase, mitochondrial 1
Exons: 10
Coding region: 359-1606 (415 amino acids)
Biological process (GO): phosphocreatine biosynthetic process
Cellular component (GO): mitochondrion
Molecular function (GO): creatine kinase activity
Source: RefSeq, a predicted model, not a curated record